Oryzias melastigma (Indian medaka) is the source of this 349-nucleotide messenger RNA. NCBI's taxonomy places the organism in Eukaryota, Metazoa, Chordata, Actinopteri, Beloniformes, Adrianichthyidae. The record is from the annotation of a RefSeq genome assembly.
AUGAGUUUAGUAAUAACAGUAAUUCUUAUUUCCUUAACCAUCUCAAUUAUUCUAGCUAUUGUUUCCUUUUGACUUCCCCAAAUAACACCUGAUUACGAGAAACUCUCCCCUUAUGAAUGUGGCUUCGACCCUUUAGGGUCAGCUCGCCUACCAUUUUCCAUUCGUUUCUUUCUAGUAGCUAUCUUAUUUCUUCUUUUUGAUUUGGAAAUUGCAUUACUUUUACCCCUCCCAUGAGGGGAUCAGCUUCCCUCCCCCCUACUUACAUUUUCCUGAGCAUCAGCUAUCCUAGUACUUCUUACCCUGGGUCUGAUUUAUGAAUGACUUCAAGGGGGCUUAGAAUGAGCAGAAU